CUAACCCUCGUACAAUUCACCUUUACCCUUAAUUCGUUUAUCCUUCUCAGUUCGGCUGAGUGUAUCCAUCUCCUUGAUUCCGCCCCUUCCAUUCGCCCUCAUCAACCUACUGAAGAAAGGUUUGCCGUGGCUGCCGCCUUCGCAUCAACUGGUUCUUGCCCUGUCGGCGUUCUCCAAUUUUGUUCCCUCACCGUCGUUCUGACCCUUCUCCAGUUUGGUCUUGCACAUCCGAUGCCCCUGUCCUCUGCAUCUGAUGGGGAAGCACCGAGAUGCAUUCCCCCCACUGUCGGUAGAUACCAGUUCCAAGCUCUGUGUACUCGGAUAGAGCUCUUAUCCCAGCCAAUAUCUCAGAGUCGCUGAUGUAGAUUCCAAUACUAGUCAUUUUGGAAGACGAAUGCCAUCAAUUCGAUAGAGAAGAAGGUUAAGCAUGCUCAUACCUUGUAGGCAUGGGCAUCUAGUGGAAGGUCAGAGUAAGCUUCUCCAGGUACAAAAACUUGCCAGACGUGGAAUGGGCUUCACUUGGUGGAUUUUGUGAUGCCCUUCUUUCUUUUCGUCUUUGUUAUCUCAAUUGGCCUUGUCUACAAGGUAGAUUUCCCAAUAGUAAAGUUUCUAUUUUUCAGACUUGAAAGUUGAAAUGAUAGGGAAAGAGGGAGUGUCGGUGUUAAAAUGCUUUGCUUCCAUUGUUGUUUCACUGAAAGAUCCAAACAGACCAGAAGGUAGUGGGCAGAGCCGCCAAAUUGUUCCUGUUGGGUAUUUUUCUACAAGGAGGUUUCCUUCAUGGGUUGAACUCACUCACCUACAGUGUUUACUUGUAAAGAAUACGUCUGCUUGGAAUUGUGCAGUUGGUGCUCUUUGUGAGAUCUGGCUCUCACGCAGAACAAGGAGGGAAGUUGGAAUCUUGAAAAGCUACUACUUGCAUUGGGUUGCAGCAUUUGCUAUUAUUGCAGUGUAUCUCGGGGUAUUAUAUGGCCUAUAUGUUCUAGACUGCCAAUUUUUUGUACCUGGAGAAGCUUACUCCGACCUUCCACUAGAUGCCCAUGCCUACAUGGUAUGAGCAUGCUCAACCUUCUUCUCCAUCGAACUGUUUGGACAGUGUUGCCGUUUAUGCAAGAAAUUUUAGAACACUCGAUUCCAAUCCUGUAUAGUGUAUAUAGAUGUUGUUUUUGUUGUUGUUAGGAGAGUGUUGCUGGUUUUUUAUUGGCUCUAGUCUUUUCAAGUAUCUUAUCUGAUUUUUCUACUUACUUGAGCUUGAUAUGAGUAUUACAUGAACUGUUUCUUUCAUUUGAAUAUUAGAAAUGAGGGAUUGCUUUUCAUAGUUUCAUGUGAUUUGGAACAUUAAAGUCGAGAAUGAUGGAUAUUGUCGAAGUUGAAAAAGCUUUUUGCAGCGACUUAUGCAAAGGUAUGAAUACUUGUUUUAUCAUAUUCCAAAGGGACUAUAAUGUUUCUCAUAUUUUUCAAGUUUCGAAAAAGAAGCAAGGUAUGCAAAUAUAUGAAUUUUAGGUGGCCCCUGACUCUUGGCUGCAUGACUUUGUCUACACAAUUUGAGCUUCAUCUGCAAACCAAACAAAUAAUAUUGUCUAAUAAUUGUUAAUUGGCAGUGCAAAAGUGGUUUAUGCAUUCUUAGUAUGUCUUUUUCUAUAGCCCGCAUUAUUACAAUAGCUGUAGCAGCAGCAAGCUAGGAUGGGGAGUGGAGGAAGAAAUACAAUAGUAGCUUUAAUGAGAAGGCACCAUCAGGUAUCGGCAGACAACAAUCACCUACCAAUGAUGCAGAAGUGGCGGUGGAAGCUUCCAAUGAUACUACUGGUCAUGCUUGCUGAAGACACUCUACAUUUUGAAUUGAACAACAAUCAACACAUGUAUACAAGUUGAAGGGGCAGGGCACUUAAUUAUGUGUACUGCUACAUAGAACUAUAGGCAUUAGAACUUGUGAUUAAUAAUGUAACACCACAUUAAGAUGUUUUUAUUGAUAUUAUGAGAC
Linum tenue is the source of this 1978-nucleotide messenger RNA. The record is from the annotation of a GenBank genome assembly. Lineage: Eukaryota; Viridiplantae; Streptophyta; Magnoliopsida; Malpighiales; Linaceae.